AACGGUCCAAAAUUCACUGCAAACACUAUCCCCAUAAAUGUAUAUUUCUACAUUGCGCAUCAUCAGCAAUCAUUUGAACACAAGGAAGAAAACUAAGCUAGGCAACAACAAAGAAUGGCUUCUCUGCCCAUACUUUCCUUUGUUCCUUCAACAACAAGGGUUUAUGCAACAGCUGCAAAAGGUGCAGGUGGAAGCAAAGAAGAGAAAGGGCUUCUGGAUUGGAUUCUUGGUAACUUGAUCAAGGAAGACCAGUUUUACGAAACUGACCCUCUCCUCAAGAAAGUUGAAGACAAGAAUGCCGGUGGUGGUGGCACCACCAGUGGUCGCAAGAACUCUGUUUCAAUCCCUCAGAAGAAGAAGGACAAUGGCAAUGGCAAUGGUGGUGGCUUUAGACUUGGAGGUCUUUUAAGAAAUGAAAAGAUACUACUAUAAUAUAUAUCUCAAUCAUGCAUCUUGGUUUGGAAUCAAUUCAUAUUUUGUAUCUUCAAUAUCAUAAAUCCUUUCUUCAUUCUUGAACACUAAGCUAUUAUUAUUAAUCUCCUUCAA
Molecule: messenger RNA, 546 nt
Organism: Hibiscus syriacus
Lineage: Eukaryota; Viridiplantae; Streptophyta; Magnoliopsida; Malvales; Malvaceae
Exons: 1
Coding region: 115-432 (105 amino acids)
Cellular component (GO): chloroplast
Source: RefSeq, a predicted model, not a curated record